This is a messenger RNA of Capronia coronata CBS 617.96, 1512 nucleotides long. RefSeq lists its product as uncharacterized. The transcript is spliced from 3 exons. The coding region runs from base 1 to 1512 and encodes 503 amino acids. NCBI's taxonomy places the organism in Eukaryota, Fungi, Ascomycota, Eurotiomycetes, Chaetothyriales, Herpotrichiellaceae. The record is from RefSeq and is a predicted model, not a curated record. Gene Ontology annotation, molecular function: protein binding.
AUGCAGCCCGGCGCUGAGCAGAUCCAACAUGCGCGACUUGCGAUGACAUUCGAUACCUCCAUCCGCCCCUCUUCCACAUCCCUACCCUCCGACUCCAGUUCUUCCUCACAUUUCACCGGCCACCCGGGCUGGCGGCAAGACCGAAUAGAUUCUACGGCUGGACGCUCGCCCAAUUCAAUCGUUAUAAACAUCAAUGAUGGCGGAUCAACAGGCCGUGGUAUCCUUAUCGGGGUAUUAUCCGCAUUCGGUUCCGCAGGCAUUGCGGUUCUGGUCCUGGCCGUUUUCUUCUUCUUCAGAUAUACCUCCCGAGGGCGAAUUCUUCUGGACCGGAUAGGCCGGCCAGGCGAGUUCGAUGAUGAGCAGGCUUUUGCGCAGGAAGAGGCGGAAGCCCUGGAGACAAUGGAUGAGUUACAACGAGUGGAAUAUCUGAGGGCAAAGGCUUUUAUCCAGGCGAACCCGCCCGAAUCCGUCCAAACCGAUAUAUCGCUCUCGCAGUUUCUGGCAAUCCAGGAGAAGGGCGUUUCGGCCUGGGAGUUCGAACCGGAGCUAGAGAUUGCCAACUGCUUCGUCGAAGCUAGGACGGAGAUCGAGUUCUUCGAUUCCGAGUGUAGUGUUCAAAGCAACCUACCAGUCCCGAAACAGAAUGAGGUCUACUACUGGGAGGCGAAGAUUUACGACAAGCCGGAAUCAAGUUUGAUCAGUGUCGGGAUGACCACUAAACCAUAUCCUUUAUUCCGAUUACCUGGUUUUCACAAAACCUCGGUCGCAUAUAUCUCGACCGGUCACCGACGGUACAAUCAACCCUUCGCUGCAACUCCCUACGGCCCUCCAUAUGUGCAGGGGGAUGUGAUCGGUGUGGGUUAUCGGCCCCGGACUGGGAGUAUUUUCUUCACACGCAACGGCAAGAAACUGGACGAGGUUGCGCACAAUCUGAAAAAUCAAAACUUCUUCCCGACCGUGGGUGCCAACGGUCCCUGUACCGUGCAUGUCAACUUUGGGCAGAUGGGCUUCGUUUUUAUCGAGGCCAACGUCAAGAAAUGGGGGCUCGCACCAAUGACCGGCAGUCUUGCUCCUCCUCCGCCGUAUGGCAGCGAGCAAGGCAGCAUCUUGCUUGAGACAGGCAGGGAGGGUACUCGACAACCAGAGUAUCAGCCCGGCCACUCAAGGACACGAAGCGGCCUUGCGAGGAUUGGAUUGAGUCCUGGACCAAUUCGAUCACCCACAGACAUAUCACUGUCUCAACUUGCGCAUGUCUCCACGCAAGAUCUUCCCAGUCAGGGAAAUAUGUUGUUGGAUUUUGGUGAUAUCCAAAAUCAACCCGUCGAGAAUACGCCCAAUGGGCAGGUCAUCAUUCCACCUCCGGAGUACAGUAGUCCUCCUCGGAGUCGGAGAGGCAGCGAAGCAAGAGAUGAUGAUGGCAGGAGAGAUCCACCAGACGAUCGAACGGGUCAACCACCCAUUCCAACUUAUGAUGCUGCUGUAGGCGAAGCGGCGGGACCGAGUCACACAUGA